CCCCGCCCGCGUAAACGCCCGCGCCCUCCCGCGGGGGGGGCGGGGCGCGCGCGCCGCGCGGGGCCAUGGCGGUCAUCGCGGGGCGCACGGCGCCCCAGGAGGCGAGCUGCCGCGCCUCGCCCCAGGAGGCGGGCGGCCCGCGCCCGGGGGCCUUUGUCGCCCAGGUGGUGGUGCCCGUGCGCUCCGAGGUGCGCGCCCAGACGCAGGCGGGGACCGGCACCCGCCCGGUGGCGCGCAUCCGCUCGACUGCAAGGCGCGGGACAGGAUCCAAGGACAAGCCCGACCACACCGCGGCCCUCGAGGGGCCGCCCUGGAUGGUGCGCAUCGCGGAGCUGGACCGCAAGAUGGACGUGGCCCUGGGCCAGCUGCAGACCUGCGUGGCGGGCCUCGACGAGGUGAAGGGCCGCCUCGCGGAGGCGACGGUCUCCCCGCGGGGGCACGGCGGCUGCAAGCGCCCGCAGCCGGACGUCGGCUGGGAGCGCCCGCACAGCGGCAUCGGGGCCUGGCCCUCGAGGGAGGUCUCGGUCGAGGAGGUGGGGAACUCCAGCGAGACCAGCAGGAAGAUCGCGGGGGCCUGGCUGCAGCCUGUGGCUCCCGACUGCGCCGACGCCAAUCUCAGGGAGUCCAGUCACGAGGGCGUGCGCAAGGCGAGCGACAAGGACCCGGCGUGGUCGGGCGGCGGACGGCCAAGGCCGGUGGACGAGGACUCCGAGCCGAGCAGAGCGCCGACGAACACGUCUGUGCAGGAUGACUUGCGUCUGCUGUGCCUGAAGAACGGGGACACCGUCCGCGUGUCCAUGACCGAGCCCGGCGACGCUUCCCCGCUGCCGCCCGCGCUCCACCGCAUGCUCUCCGCUGGGAAGGGCGCCCUGACCGAGAAGGUAUGGAACGUCAUGAACAACGACGACAACUCGCUGGAGGCCACCUGGUGGGCCAGGCUGUGGGUCUGCUUCCUGCUUCUCUCCGUGCUCUUCACCCUGAUGCAAGCGCUGGAGUCGCCCCUGGUGCCGCCGGUCGGGGCCGCCGCGGUGGAGACGGGAAUCGACAUGCUGUUCGGGCUCGAGCUCGUGGUGCGGUUCCUCACCGCUCCUGACAUGAAGCACUUUGUCACGAGCCCGUUCAUUGUCGUCGACGUCGUAUCGAUCCUGCCGAUUGUGCCCCGGGCGCUGGUCGGCUUCACGCUCCCGCAGCGCCUGGACUCCCGCGACGUGCCGGCGCUCCUGCUGGUGUGCGUCGUGCCCGUGCUGCGCCUGGCGAAGGUGCUGCGGUGGACCGGCGUGCAGGGGAGGCUGUUCCAGAGGGUCCUCGCAUCGACGAUGGAGACGCUGCAGUUCCUGGCCCUCUGCGGCAGCCUGAUGGUCCUGACCUUCGCGUUCUGGAUCUUCCUCGUGGAGCCUCGGGAGAGCGUGGACACCUACUGGAAGGCGAUCUGGUUGACGAUCGUGACAAUGACCACCGUCGGCUAUGGGGACGUGACUCCAGAGACCACAGAGGGUCACGUUGUCAUAUCGAUCCUCAUCGUCUGCAGCGUUCUGUUCAUGGCGAUCCCCGUCGGCGUCCUCGGGAACGCCUUUGCGUUCGUCUGGAGCGAGCGCGACCUGAUCCUGCUCGUAGACCAGACCCAGCGGCGGCUUGCCCAGUGGGGCUACACCCCGUCGGACCUCCCCGAGUUCUUCCUCCGCUUCGAUGCCGACGGGGAUGGGGAGCUGUCCCUGGACGAGUUCAUCCAGAUGAUGACCGCGCUGAAAGUCACGCUCAACAGCGACCGGAUGAUCGACCUCUUCGAGGUCUUCGACCGGGACCACGGAGGGAGCAUCGACGACAAGGAGUUUAUGCGGGCGGUGUUCCCGAAGGCCUUCCACGAGUGCGUGCAGCGGGAGAAGGAGGAGAAGGAGGAGAAGGAGCGCCAGGAGGCGUUCCUGAAGAAGAAGGCGAUCCGGGAUGAGCACCAGCGGAGGGCUUGGCUCGAGCAGGGGGGCGUGGCGUCCGGCACCCUCGUGGCCACGGAGGAGCGCCCCACGGUCGUCGCCGUCGGGCCCACCGCCGUCGCGCAGUUUGACGGCCCGUCCGAGUCCAGGAGCCCCUCCUGGCAACUGCCGUGCCUCGUCGACGCGGGGCGGCCAGAGGCCGAGGCUGCGCCCGAGGACGAGCGCGACAUCGAGAUUGCGGCCGAGGAGCUGCUCCAGACCAUCUGCAUCGGCGAGGCGCAGGAGC
This is a messenger RNA of Prorocentrum cordatum, 2214 nucleotides long. Lineage: Eukaryota; Dinophyceae; Prorocentrales; Prorocentraceae. The record is from the annotation of a GenBank genome assembly.